Pangasianodon hypophthalmus (striped catfish) is the source of this 5124-nucleotide messenger RNA. RefSeq names its product beta-1,4 N-acetylgalactosaminyltransferase 1. The record is from RefSeq and is a predicted model, not a curated record. The coding region runs from base 1481 to 3067 and encodes 528 amino acids. Gene Ontology annotation, cellular component: Golgi membrane. The transcript has 11 exons. Gene Ontology annotation, biological process: ganglioside biosynthetic process. Gene Ontology annotation, molecular function: hexosyltransferase activity. Lineage: Eukaryota; Metazoa; Chordata; Actinopteri; Siluriformes; Pangasiidae.
AACAUUUUGUUGCAGAAGUAAUAAACACUGUACACUAUUUAGGUAAACAGACCUCUAUGGUCAUUUGAUGGUAACUUUCCAUUAGUUUUUCGGUUGUUAAAUUCAGCAUAAAAUGUAAGUAUCGAUGGCCUGGGCAACAUAUUCAAGUGUCUGAUUUCAGCUAAAAAAUACAUUAUCUGUGCAAUGUGAUCCUGCCUAGAGAUAAUAGCACAUGCCCUACUAUAAAUCAUCCUUAAGCACUUGUUUCUUGAUAACACUGAUAUAAUUAUACACCUUAUAGCCUUAUAGCCUGUACACAAAGAAGCAAGCAGAUGUGGAGAGGUUGACUGAUAUCACGAAGUUAUGUUCAAGGGCAUGCAAAACUGGGUCAAACAAAACAUUCACACCAUCUAGGCCCACUAGUUAGUGUUUGAGUUGAGUUCAAGGUGCAUUCAGGGCUCUUUCAUUAAUAGCUAAAACUUCAAACUUCAACAUUUUACUUUGAGAUAAAACAGAAAACCUCACAUCAUAUCAAAUCUCUUGCAGCCAGAAAAAAAGAUGCACUCUGCUCUUAUAAGCUUAGUAUUUUUUACGCAAUUUAACAGCACCCAAUUGCAUAAGCUACAAGCACUGUGACAACAAACCCAUGUGACACCUAACCCCAUGCAAAACCAUGUAACCAUAUUCUGUGUCCAUUUUGGUGUACAAACCAUGUUUUUCCUGUAGUUACUACCACUACUACUACUUCUAGAAACCUACAUGUCAAAAGAAGUAUAUUUUAAGAGCGUUUCCUGCAUGACAUGACACUUAAGAAUUAAUGUCUGUGUUUUUGUGGGUAAGGUGUUCCUUCCUGCAGUCAGUGUCACCAGUCUGAGUAGAAAGUGGCUCUUUUGAAAACUAUCUACUGAAGGUUUUUUGGGAAAAACGAAAAUGGUUCUUCUUUGGCAUAUCGCUGUGAAAUCCUCCUUCGUAGUUCCUCCUAUUACUUUUAUUUUUAGAAUGUAGUUACAAAAGCUCAUCUACAUUAUGGGAAGAUCUCAUAACGGAAAUGUGUAAGAACAGAGAAUAAGAACAGAACCUGCUACAGAGGAACAGUGUAUGAAACAUGGCAUGAUUUGAAUCAUCAUGAGGUUAUGUAGGGGAUUGAUUUAUGGCACACUCAGUAGAACUGCAUUUUAACUAUAACCUUAGAAAAUGUAGGUCUAUGUGUUUUUAGGAUUAAAAAAAAAAGAUCCUAAAAUACAAUAAAGUUGAAAAAGUUCCCCAAUGUGAAUACUUGGCAACACGAAAUAUAUAGCUUGCUUUUUUAAUUAUUCCGUUUCAUUCGCAUUCGGAAUUUCGGUUGAAAAAGAAAAACGUUUUGGAACGGGAUCUGGCAACCCUGAGAGGAGCCGCGCGCUUCACGCGCACUCGCACGCGCACUCAUGAUCACUCUCAGCUGAGCGAUGCCGGGGAAGAGAAGAAAAGUCGGAAUUAAACGGUUAUAAACGUGAAGGUCAUCAUGUGUGUGAGGAGGGUGAAGGUUUUGGUGGGUUUUGUGAUACUAGGACUGUUAUUAGCUGUUCUCUUUCUUCAUCGGACCCCAAGUGCUCCAACUGUGACACACAGUCAAAAAAGACUAAACUCCACUAUAGAGAAGCUUCUUGAACGUAAUGAACAGUUGAAGAACAGUGACAACAGUAUUCCCUACCACCUCAAAGAAACUACAGCACGCAAAAAUGGAUGUGUUUGUGAAGGAGACGCAUGGCGUAUUAAUGUGCCCUUUAGUAACCUGUUGUUUCCGCACACUGGUGCUGAGGAUUUGCACUCUGCAUUCAGAGCCUCAGAGCUGGAGGAAGUAAAGAAGCGCCGACAGCAUGAGUACAACAACCACCAGAUGAGAUCACAUACAGCAGCAAACCUUCUUAUCGUUGCUGAGGCAAAUACUCCUCUUCAGUACCCCACCCAGGGUGUAGUGGUCCGGCCUAAAAAGUCUACUUUAAUUCUUGGGCUGGGUCUGAAACUUAAGUCACAGAGGGUUUAUUCAGUAAAUUUAACUGCAAGCAUGGGCACGUUUGAUGUAGCAGCCUUGGUGGAAAACGUCCACAUAAACAGGGAAGGAACAAUGCACAUGAAUCUCUCCAGCCCACUUCUAUCUGCGCUUAACAGACAGCUGCAGUUUGUCACAUAUACAAAUACAAUUUUUCAUCCCAAUACUGCAGACAUAGUGCAAUUUGGGACUGAUGGAUUCCAAGCAGCCUUCACCAUUAAAAUCCAACAUGAAAUUACUCCUAAACUCUACGAUCCUGGACCUACUGGACCUAAAGGAGAAUACAACAUAGGUACGCUUGUCACCAUUGCUACAAAAACAUUUCUGCGUUAUGACAAGCUUCAGGAUUUGAUUGACAGCAUUCGACAGUUCUAUCCAACAGUCACGAUAGUUAUAGCUGAUGACAGCGAGCAUCCUAAGCCUGUAACUGGUCCCUACAUAGAGCACUACAUCAUGCCUUUCAAAAAGGGUUGGUUUGCUGGGCGUAAUCUCGCUGUCUCUCAGGUGACCACUAAGUACGUGCUGUGGGUGGAUGAUGACUUCAUCUUCACCUCUAACACAAAGUUGGAGAAAAUGGUGGACGUGUUAGAGCACACCAGUUUAGACCUGGUAGGAGGGGCAGUCAGGGAGGUGACAGGAUACACUGCAACCUACCGCCAUACAAUUUCGACAGAAAAAGGUGAAGAAGAUGGAGACUGUUUACAUAUAAGAAGGGGCUUCUAUCAUGGUCUCGAAGGCUUUCCUAAUUGUGUGGUCACGGAUGCCGUCAUUAACUUCUUCAUGGCGCGUACCGACAAGGUGCGGCAAGUGGGCUUUGACCCUCGCCUGGCACGGGUCGCACACCUAGAGUUUUUUAUUGAUGGCCUUGGUGUUCUUCAAGUAGGUUCCUGUAAUGAUGUUGUAAUCAACCAUGCAUCAAAGAUAAAAGGAAUGUUGCCAUGGGGACAAUCAGAAACUGAUAAAGCCUAUUCUACGUUCCGUUAUGGCAACUACUCGAGCAACCAAAAUGAACUUUUUUACUUCAAGAACCACUUCAAAUGCCUAACUAGUAAUGGUUAACUAUUCAAUGUGCCAUGCCUACUUAGACUUAAUCAUGCCUGAUUGUGCUAUGCCUACUUAGACUUUCUCUUUAGACUUUUCUUAAGACAUCACAUUAUAUGCAAAUUUGAGGACCAAACAUGACCAUGUGAAUAAAUAAAUAAGUAAAUAACCCCUACACCAUAUAGUCUGAAGGAAAGUUUGUCUGCAGAUUUUAAUUUUCAUGUGUCAGUAUGAGCUUGUUUUUUUUCUGUGGCACGUUAAUGAAAGACCACAAAUUUAAGCACUUGAGGAAAACCUUUGGAACUGGUAAGAUUUUGUAACUGUACAUAAAAAUGAAUGUUUUUGAUAUUUCUUACCCUAGGAUUAUGACUUUUUUUAAGGAUUUUACUUUUUUUACAAAUUUUAUAUGAUCUGUGUUGGAUCUUGAGCUUAGAUUAUUGUCUGUGCAGUGUUUCACACGUUCUCCCCGUAUUUCUGAGUCUCCUGUGGGUUCUCCGGUUUGUUCAAAAUCAUGCAGCUGGGUGGAUUUGUUAUGCUAAAUUGUGCCUAGGUGUGAAUGAGUCUGGAUGUCUGCGUGCACCCAAUGCUACCGGGCUCCGGAUAGCCACCCUGACCAGGAUAAAGCAGUUGAACAUAAAUGAAGGAAUGUUAGUUCUUGGAGACCCAUUUUACAAUACAUGGUGUAGUGAUGUUCAACAUCAGCCACUGGAUGGUAGUAAUGGACCAGAAUAGAGUUUUUUUUUCUGUUCUGUUUGUGCUAUAUUUUGUUGUUGUCAAUGUUUUUUAAUGUACACUUCAACUGUCCAAUUUAAGAAACAUAUAUUUCUAUAUGUUUUGUUAAAUUUUCAUGUCUCCUUGGCAUAACUGAGAAAUAAUUAUUGGAUUUUGUCCCACUGUUGGCUAAAAAUGAACUACGUCUUAUGUCAGUUACAUAGUCUAAUUAAAAGAAGAUAAAUACUUGAAAUUAGAAUAGAAUAAAUUGAAAAAUACAUGUAAUUACAUUAGUUACUUUUUUCAAUGAAUUAAUUAAGCAAUAUUUAAUAUCUAUUAUAUCCCAUCUUACUGAUUGUGUAAAUGGUUUCAGAAUGGUUAUAAUUAAGAAAACAUUGAUUAUGUGUGGUUUCUUGCAGUAGUUCUACUCAUCCCCUACUAACUGUUAAUAGUGGGUGGUGACAUAGCAUUUUCCUAAAUCUGGCACAUGGCCUAAACAAUGCCUAUGUCCUUGUGUCUCACCCAUCAUGAAGUAUUUCAUCUAAUGUUAAUAUAAAGUUAAAAGUUCACUUUUAAAAAAAAACAUUCUUCAUGGGAUCAUUAGUAAAGAUGGUUAUUAUAUAGAAGUAAUAUUAUCCAUCUAUUACACACAUUAUACAUAAUAAAAAAAAUAAAUAAUUUAAAAAAAUAAUAAUUUUGUGGUAUUUUGUGGCAACACUGUACCGUGAAAAUAGGCCUGCUGAAUAAAUACCUAUUAUCACUGCUGUGGUACACAUGGCGUUAUGGAAUAGCUGAAGUUUGGAAGAAAGGCCAUUUCCUGAAGCUCCACUUUAUUUGUGUUUCUUUAACCAUUUCUGUGUUGAUCUGGAAGUCUAUCUGACUGUUAAAAGUUCUAUCUAUGACCUGAACCACUUGGCAGAUGCAAUCACAAUUUGGGCUGAAAUAUGUUGCAACUUGCCAAAAUUCAUGAUGCCAUCAAUCUCCGUAAGAGCCCCUGAAUCAGCUGUACAAUUCUAAAACUGAAAUCUUUAAGCUCUUUUUUUCUCUUCUUCACCAUCUUCACAUCUGCAGUGUGGAGUGACAGUGUGCGCAUGUGUCCAUUUCUUGUGUCCAAUUUCAGACGUGGAACUUUUUGUUAUUGUGUUUAGUGAUAUUUUUAUGAUUAUGUAUUAAAGAAAAAAAUCUAUUACCUGAUUUGUACAGGUCAACAACCAGCUGUCUAUUUUGUAUCGGAAGUUAUUUAUUAAUUUUCGUUUUUUUUCAAGUUUUUUUUUUCUCAAUGGUAAUGGAUGUCUAAAGGAUUUUACAUGUGUGCAACCUCAUUUAUACCCCAGGGAAACAAGCAACAAGCAAGCAACAGAGCU